This is a messenger RNA of Gigantopelta aegis, 1509 nucleotides long. Its product is annotated as cold-shock protein CS120-like. Lineage: Eukaryota; Metazoa; Mollusca; Gastropoda; Neomphalida; Peltospiridae. Bases 1 to 1509 code for a protein of 502 amino acids. The transcript has 2 exons. The record is from RefSeq and is a predicted model, not a curated record.
AUGCCGCAGGCGCCGGGUGGCGCCUGCUACGACGGGGGAAGCGGCGGAAGAAACGGGCAGGGCAUGCCACACACGGAUCGCAUGGUCGCCGGGAGGCGACGGGGGCGAAGCGGCGGAAGAAACGUUCAGGGCGGCCACACACGGAUCGCAGCGCCCGGGGGAGCGACGUGGGAAGCGUCGGAGAAACGGCAGGGCAGGCCACACACGGAGCGCAGGCGCCGGGGGAGCGACGGGGGGAAGCGGCGCAAGAAACGGGCAGUGGCAGGCCACACACAGAGCGCAGGUCGCCGGGGGAGCGACGGGGGGGAAGCGGCGAAGAAACGGGCAUGGGCAGGCCACACCGGGAGCGCUCAGGCUCCGUUGAGCGACUGGGUGAAAGCGGCGGAAAAAACGGCAGGGGCAGGCCACACACGGGGAGCGCAGCGCCCGCCGGGGCUAAGCGACGGGGGCGGCCAAGCGGCACAAAAAAGCGGGGGCUCCGGGCAGGUGCAGGCCACACACGGGGCGCAGGCGCCGGGGGAGCGACGGGGUGAAGCGGCGGAAGAACGGGCAGGGCAGGGCCACACACAUCGCAGGCGCCGUGGGGGAGCGACGGGGGGUGAAGCUGCGGAAGAAACGGCAGGGCAGGCCACACACGGGGGAGCGCAGGCGCCGGGGGGAGCGACGGGGCAAGCGGCGGAAGAAACUGCAGGGCAGGCCACACACGGGAGCGCAAGCUCCGGGGGAUCUACGGGCGAAGCGGCGGAAGAAACGGCAGGGCGCCGGGGGAGCCGACUGGGCGAAGCGUCGGAGAAACUGGCAGGGCAGGCCACACACGGAGCGCAGGCGCCGGUGGAUCGACGGGGCGAAGCGGCGAAGAAACUGGCAGGGCAGGCCACACACGGGAGCAGGCUCAGCUCGGGGGAUCGGCGACGCAGUGGCGAAGCGGCGCAGCGCACUGGCAAAACGUGCAGCGGCAACACGGCAGGUCACACACGGAGCGCAGCGCCGGGGGAGCGACUGGGGAAGCGGCGGAAGAACGUGCAGGGCAGGCCACACACUGAGCGCGGUCGCCGGGGUGAUCGACGGGGCGAAGCGCGGCGAAGAACGGGCAGGGCAGGCCACACACGAGCGCAGGGGCCGGGGGAUCGCGGGGGGAAGCGGCUGAAGAACGUGCAGGCAGUCACACACACUGUCUCGCAGUCGCCGGGGAGCUACGGGGCGAAGCGCGGAGAAACGGGCAGGGCAUGCCACACACGGGAGCGCAUCGCCGGGAUCGACGGGGCGAUCGGCGGAGAAACGGGCAGGGCAGGCCACACACGGAUCGCAGGCGCCGCGCGGGGAGCGACGGGGCGAAGCGGCGGGGAAGAAACGGCAGGGCAGCCCACACUGAGCUCAGGCGCCGGGUGGGAGACACGGGGGCGGAGAGCGCGGAAGAAACGGGCAGGGCAGGGCACACACGGAGCGCAGGCGCCGGGGGAGCGACUGGGGGAAGCGGCGGAGAAACGGGCAGGGCAGGCCACACACUGA